GGAGGAGAUUUGUUUGUGUGUCCGUGUCUUUGCAAUAUUAAAAAGAAUCGCAAAAAUUUAAAAAAAAAAAAAAAAACAGUGUCGGUGAAUUCCCAAUUCUUUUGUCUUCUUCUUCCUUUUUUUAAAAAAAAAAACUCAUCUCUUCUCUUAUGUAACCGUUUCAGUUCCGAUUUCUCCAAAAAAAAACCAGAUCGGGUCGAUGAUUCUGUAAAACAACUCUGUAUAUAUAUAUAUAUAUAUAUAUAUUUUUAAAAAUAAUGGAGACGGGAGCGGCGGUGACGGCGACGGUUACGGCGGCGACGAUGGGGAUAGGGACGAGGAAGAGAGAUCUGAAACCAUACAAAGGCAUAAGGAUGAGAAAAUGGGGGAAAUGGGUUGCGGAGAUACGUGAACCGAACAAGAGGUCGAGGAUCUGGUUAGGUUCUUAUUCUACACCCGAAGCGGCGGCGAGAGCUUACGACACCGCUGUGUUUUACCUCCGUGGUCCUUCAGCUCGUGUUAAUUUCCCGGAGCUUUUGUCUGGACUCACUGUUUCUGGAGGAGGAGGAAUAGGUGGUGGCGGUGGUGGUGACGGUGGAGGAGAUAUGUCGGCGGCGUAUAUAAGGAGAAAAGCGGCGGAGGUUGGUGCUCAGGUUGAUGCGCUUGGUGCGACGGUGGUUGUUAAAUCGGAAACGAGCCGCGGUGGUGGUGGUGAUUACGAGGAGGAUUGUGGUAAGAGUAGUGGUAAUAACGGGUCGUUGGAACGGGUCGAUUUGAAUAAAUUACCCGACCCGGAAAAUUCGGAUGAUGAUGAU
Messenger RNA from Camelina sativa (false flax), 794 nucleotides. Its product is annotated as ethylene-responsive transcription factor ERF008. Lineage: Eukaryota; Viridiplantae; Streptophyta; Magnoliopsida; Brassicales; Brassicaceae. Gene Ontology annotation, biological process: regulation of DNA-templated transcription. The record is from RefSeq and is a predicted model, not a curated record. Gene Ontology annotation, molecular function: DNA binding; DNA-binding transcription factor activity.